AUGGAUUCAGACACAUUGCAAGCCUUCCAGAAUGAACUAACCUGCUCCAUCUGUAUGAACUACUUCAUAGACCCCGUCACCAUAGACUGUGGGCACAGCUUUUGCCGUCCCUGCCUGUACCUCUGCUGGGAGGAAGACCAGACUCCAAAGAGCUGCCCUGAGUGCAGGGGACUAUCAGAGAAGCCAGAUUUCAAAACCAAUAUUGUACUCAAGAGGCUGGCUUCCCUCGCCAGACAGGACGCAGCUAAACAAACCAACAGCUUGGAGGGACAGAUCUGCUUGACACACAAAGAAGCCAAAGGACUCUUCUGUGAGGUUGACAAGACCCUGCUCUGUGGCCCCUGCUCUGAGUCCCCAGAGCAUGCAGCUCACAGCCACAGUCCAAUACAAUGGGCUGCUGAGGAAUACCGGGAGAAACUUCUGAAGAGAAUGGACUCUUUAAGGAAAAUGACACAAGAAAUGCAAAACAGUCUGAAUCAAGAAGCUAACAAAACUCAGUUGUUAGAGAACUAUGCGGCUGUAAGGAAGGUGAUGAUCAAAGUUCAGUAUCGGAUGAUCCACCUGUUUCUCCAGGAGCAGGAGCAACUCCAUCUGGAGGCGCUGGAGGAAGAAGUGAAGGAGACUCUCCAGCAACUCAGGGAGAGUGAAUUCAGAAUGACUCAACAGAAAGAAAGUCUGAAAGAAAUGUACAGAGAGAUGACUGAGAUGUGCCACAAGCCUGACUUGGAGCUGCUCCAGGCCUCGGGAAAUGUAUUGGAAAUGACUGAUUUCAUACAGAUGCAAAAGCCUCAGCCAGUGAACCCAGAGCUCACUUCCUGGCCUGUCACUGGAAUCCUAGACAUGCUGAACAACUUCAGAGUGGAUAAUGUUCUGAGUCAGAAAAUGACCAUUCACAAUGUGAGCCUUUCUGAGGAUGGUACAAGUGUGAUGUUUGGAGGUGACCAUCACGACGUGUCUAGACAGCCCCAGAUUGUGGAGAGAUUUGUGGCCUGGGGAGCUGUGGCCUUCACCUCUGGGAGGCAUUACUGGGAGGUGGAUGUGGCACACUCCUCGAACUGGAUUCUGGGAGUCUGUAAAAAUAUCUUCACGAGUGAUACUGAUAUCAUUAUUGAUUCUGAAGAAGCAUUUUUGCUAUCUUCUAUGAAAGUGAACAAUCAUUAUAUUCUGUCCACGAACUCCCCACCCUUAAUUCAGUAUGUGCAAAGGCCUCUGGGUAGGAUUGGAGUGUUUCUGGAUUAUGGCAAUGGAACUGUGAGCUUCUAUGAUGUUUGCAGAGGUUCCCUCAUAUAUAGUUUCCUUCCUUUCUCCUUCUUCUCCCCUCUGACGCCUUUCCUUUGCCUUAGGUCUCCAUGAAUAAUCAAGUUCCAUGACCAUUUAAUUGAUGAAAUUCUUGCCUGAACAAAUUGCUUUCCUAAACCUCACGUGAGGCCACAGGAUGAUAUCUGACUAUCUCUGAGCACA
This is a messenger RNA of Delphinapterus leucas (beluga whale), 1461 nucleotides long. Lineage: Eukaryota; Metazoa; Chordata; Mammalia; Artiodactyla; Monodontidae. The record is from RefSeq and is a predicted model, not a curated record.